Molecule: messenger RNA, 381 nt
Organism: Knipowitschia caucasica
Lineage: Eukaryota; Metazoa; Chordata; Actinopteri; Gobiiformes; Gobiidae
Source: the annotation of a GenBank genome assembly
AUGAUUAUCGCUCAAAUUCACCAGACCCAGACAACAUGCUGGGACCACCCCAAGAUGGCAGAGCUCUACCAGUCUCUGGCCGACCUCAACAACGUUCGCUUCUCGGCAUACCGCACGGCCAUGAAACUCCGGAGGCUCCAAAAAGCCCUCUGCUACCGCGUCUUCAGUCAGACCGCGUCUUCAGUCAGACCGCGUCUUCAGUCAGACCGCGUCUUCAGUCAGACCGACCGCGUCUUCAGUCAGACCGACCGCGUCUUCAGUCAGACCGACCGCGUCUUCAGUCAGACCGCGUCUUCAGUCAGACCGCGUCUUCAGUCAGACCGCGUCUUCAGUCAGACCACUGACCUGAUCCGUCGAUGCCGGCUCUUCCCGUCAUUGUGA